AUGGAAUCAAAAGAAGAAGAUAUACCAAAAAUGGAAAAUCCUAAAAUAGAGGUGUCUGCAACAGCAAUAUUGGUGUGUGCAGCAAGAGCUGUAGCAACCAACAAGUUUAUUCGUAAAGCAUUGGAAAGAAAUGACCAUUCCAUGAUACAAGAUGAAAUUGUCAAGAGAUACUAUACUCCCAAGUUGGAUGAUUCAACGGUUCAUGAAAACUUGGCCUACUAUGACCCAUACUCGUUUAUCAUCUUGGAUUGUGAAGGUUCAACAAGAACAUUGGAAAACUUUGUCGAGCACCAAACUGUCCCACCUGUUAAACAAGACCUAUCACAUCUAUCGUUUCAAGAACAACUGAUACUUUGGAAAGAGGUGGUUGCUGCAUUUGGCAUUCAAACUGUAUUGAGACGAACCAAACUAAUCGAUUCUCUCAUCACCAACCAUGUCAUCAACGGAGACAUUGAACAAAUUGUGGUUUUUGGAGCUGGUAUGGAUAUGCGUGCACAUAGAAUGAAGCUAGCAGCAUCUGUAACAGUCUAUGAAUUGGAUAUGCCCAAAGUAAUUGAAUUGAAAAAGAAUGAAGUAGAUCAUGCAUCCAAAGUAAUCGAACCAAUUAGUCAAUCGACUAUCAAGUACAUUGGUAUUGACUUGAGCACUAAAAAGUGGAUCGAUAAUCUUUUGGAACUUGGGUUUGAUGCCAAUAAACCAACGUUUUGGAUUAUGGAAGGUUUGUUGAUGUAUUUGAAGCCAUCGGCCGUGGACGAUGUAUUCCAAGGUAUCUCCCAAUUGUCGUGUCGUGGUAGUGCCUUGGUUGCACAUAUUUGCAAGAUGCUAAACAUGCCAUUUGGCACUCGAUCAUUCAACAACCUACUGAACCUGAUACACUCUUCCUCGUCUGAUCCAACCAAACUUAUUGCCAAAAACGCACCCUAUUUCACUUCGGUUUGUCAUUACACCUUCCAAGAUAUCGGUACACUAUUCAGUGCAGAAGACGUCGAAGACAACAAAGCAAAGCCCUCCCCAACACCAAAAAAUGUCGUCAACAACAUCGAAACCACCGAGCAACAGCCCAUUGAAGAUGACUUUAGUUGGUACGCUUUUGCCCAACAAUUCCAACAUCGUCAACAAUCUUAA
Messenger RNA from Cavenderia fasciculata, 1125 nucleotides. RefSeq lists its product as uncharacterized. The record is from RefSeq and is a predicted model, not a curated record. Gene Ontology annotation, molecular function: methyltransferase activity. Gene Ontology annotation, biological process: methylation. Lineage: Eukaryota; Evosea; Eumycetozoa; Acytosteliales; Cavenderiaceae. The coding region runs from base 1 to 1125 and encodes 374 amino acids. The transcript has a single exon.